AUUACCUGGGUCCAGGUUCCUCCUGGAAAGAGGUGGAGCUGAGCCUGCCCCUGGGCUUCUGGCUGCCUCAGGCCUGGGCUCCCCACUAUGGCCCUGCCCCCACACCUGGGCCCUACACCCCCCUCAGAGCCCUUCAGCCACCCGCCUGGAGCCCCUAGGGAACUGAACGCAUCUGGAUGCACCAUCUGCUCUGCCUCUGAAGAGGAGAGAAUCAGGUCAGAACAGGCCCAGAAGCUGGGGCAGGACUCCUUGGACCCUCCCGAGCCCUUCCAGGGUGGGCCGAGGGGCACUGAGCCUGCUGCUGGCCUCCCCAGAUUACCAACGCCCCCUUCUCAUGAGGACUCGGCUGGGGCCAAACACCGUGAGCACCCCGUCUCUGGCCGGGAAGUACUGGAGGCUGAGCAGGACAGCCUGCAUCUUUGCCUUUUGGGGCUGGGCCUCCGGCUGCAGGACCUGGAGCAAGGCCUGGGGCCCUGGGCAUCAGCCCAGAGCAGGAUGGUCCAGCUGCAGGCCCUACAGGCAGACCUGCGUGGGGCAGCUGAGCGUUUAGAUGCACUGCUGGUGUUCGGUGAGGGGCUGGCACAGCGGAGCGAGCCUCAGGCCCGGGCAUCCCUGGAGCAGGUCCUGAGGGCCUUCAGAGCCCACCGAGACAGCAUCUUCCGGCAGCUGUGGCGGCUGCAGGCCCAGCUGGUCAGCUACAGCCUGGUGUUUGAGGAGGCCAGCACACUGGAGCAGGACUUGGAGGUCGAGGGGGACUCAGACGGGCCAGGACCUGGUGGGGUCUGGGGGCCCUGGGCACCCAGUAGCCUCCCCACUCCCGCAGAGUUGGAGUGGGACCCGGCGGGGGACGUUGGGGGCCUCGGGCCUUUGGGGCAAAGGACAGCCUGGACACCAGGGACUCCCUGUGAGCUGUGUGGCCGCAGGGGCCCCCAGGGCAGGGGACAAAGCCUUGAGGUGAGAGCAGGUGGGGUCACCUCCCCCCAGGCACCCAAGGGACCCUCUGUGUGUCUCCUAGCAGGGCCCUUUUUCCCUUUUGAGGAGGUCUUCAUGGCUCUGUCUCUCCCGGUGUCUCUUUUGCUUUUGGUGUCUCAGUGGUCUCCUCCCUCUCCCCCUCUGCCUCUCUUGGCCUCCAGGUGUCUCUGUUGUACCUAUAUUUCCUCAUUUCCUCUCACUCUCCCCCUCACUCACCCCACCGCAGCCACACUAGCCUCCUGGCGCUUCAAAUAUUCCAAAUACACUCCCAUCUCAAAGCCCCCACAGGCACACCGAGCUCACCUCCUCACUUCAUUCCAUCCAGUCUCUCCUCAAAUGUUACCUCUUCAGAGAGGCCUGCCCUGGCCUCCAAACAUUAUCACUCCUUAUCCUCUUACUUUAUUUCCAAACAGCAUUUACCACGUCUUGACAUUAUACAUUUAUUAACUUAUGGUCUCUCUCUCUCCUGCUAGAAUAUAAACUCAGUGGACGCCAGGACUUUGCCUGUUUCCAUGCUCACAGUAUCCCCAGCUCCUAGAACAGUACCUGGCAUGUAACAG
This is a messenger RNA of Physeter macrocephalus (sperm whale), 1532 nucleotides long. RefSeq names its product spectrin repeat containing nuclear envelope family member 4 (gene SYNE4). The record is from RefSeq and is a predicted model, not a curated record. The coding region runs from base 88 to 1419 and encodes 443 amino acids. Gene Ontology annotation, cellular component: meiotic nuclear membrane microtubule tethering complex; nuclear envelope; nuclear outer membrane. The transcript has 6 exons. NCBI's taxonomy places the organism in Eukaryota, Metazoa, Chordata, Mammalia, Artiodactyla, Physeteridae. Gene Ontology annotation, biological process: establishment of epithelial cell apical/basal polarity.